Molecule: messenger RNA, 1773 nt
Organism: Durusdinium trenchii
Lineage: Eukaryota; Dinophyceae; Suessiales; Symbiodiniaceae
Source: the annotation of a GenBank genome assembly
AUGCCUUGGCGGUGCUACCGGAAAGUCUACAACCAGGUGGUGGCGGGCUUGCAAUGCAUGUGGGACAGAGGUUGGAUUCACAACGACGUGAAAGCUGGGAACAUCUUCUAUGAGCGCAUCGGUCAGGACGGCUGUCCAGAAGGAGUGGUCUUGGCCGACUUUGGCCUCUCCCGCCAGAUUGGCCACUCCAUACGUCCCUUCGAUGAAGAAGAUUACAUGUCGGCCUAUUAUGUGGUUGAAAGCCUCUUCUAUGGUAUGGAGGACCCGCUGAAGAUCAGGAAGAGCUUUGAAAAAAAGAACGGAGGAGGUUCAGUUGUCAGGGCAGCUGCAGACAAAAAGAUUGAUUUGUGCUCCUUCGCCUACAUGAUUGAUUCCAUCUGGGGCAAAGCAGAACGCACCCUCCAAAAGAUCUUGGGUCCCGGCCACGUGGAGCUUUGCCAAGUCUUGCUGCGAUUCCCAGUCUUUGCUUCGGAGCUUCAGUGGCCCGACCACUUCGGGCGCACGGUCCUCGGCGUCGGGACGGAAGAAACACCGGAGGACUGGCUCUCCGCCGCGGAGGUCGCUGAGCGGCAACGCCGCUUGCGGCUGCAGAUGGCGGAGGCGGCGCUGGGCGCGCGCUUGGUCUGUCUCCCAUGGUUCUCCCUGCCAUUGGCCGGACGUGUCAACCGAUCCAACUGGGUGGCGCCAUCGGCGACUUCGGACGUCACGAAGUGGGCGACGGCAGGGACUCAGAAUGGUCCUGGAGAGCAUGCAGGCAAGCUGCUGCAGAAGGCCACCAGGCUGGCGGCGUGGACUGGUGCAGAACCGGAGCUGAAGGAGGAAGCACCAAGCCAAAAGAAGGUCGUUUUGCCUUCAGGUCCCCGGAAUCGGGCGGGCAGCCCCGUCAGACGGCGGGAGCUGGCGAAGGCGGCAGCCAAGGAGGCCACGCGGGCUGCGGAGGCCUCUCAGUUCUUGGCAUCCCUGGAGGCUCUAAGGCCUUUGGGCCGGCAACUGGAAUCCUUGCGCGAGGCUGGCACAGCCCCCACCACCACAGCGCAGCCAGUGCAGCCUCCGCAGCCUGCGCAGCCUGCGAAUGCGGGGUCGAAGGAGCGGACUGCGACGGACAUUCCGGCAGAGCUUCCGGCAAGAACUGCAGAGGAAAAGGAGGUGGUCAAAGAUGCGAAAGAGCUGAAGGAAGCGCCGGAAGUGAUUCCGGACGAGAAGGAGCCUUCAAGAAGGCAGCUUUCUGAGCCAAAGGUGGUGACGAAGCAAGAGGAUCUUGAGCUUGAAGCAAGAGGAUCUGUCCAGGAAGUGGAGCUGGUUCAAUCAGAGCCUCCAAGACGGAGGCCUGAUCCAGAGCCACAUUUGGACCUUGUAGACCCUGCCAAAGAAGCGGAGGAGCUAGUUCAAUCAGAGCCUCCAAGACGGCCUUCAGAUGCGAAGCCAUCCAGAUCAAGCACUGUUGCCGAUGGUGAGGAAGCACCGCCAGAGAAGAUGCUUACGUCCCCGCCGCCCGCGCCCUCCGGAGAGACGAAGGCGGACGAGACACUGAGCAAGGCCAAGGCGCGCGCAGAGAGGCGGAGACACCGGCCCGCGGGCAACGCCUUCAAUGGAACCCUCAAAGUGCAGCCUCGCAAUGCGGCCGAAGAAAAGCUGGAAAAGGAGGAGGCCGACACCACGGCCCCACCUGCCGCGGCCGAGAACGCGCCGAAGCGGAAGGCCAAAGCCAAGGCACCUUCGAAACCCGUGAAGAGCACGAUGAUUGGCGUCGGCGCGGCGCAGUUCCGCGUGUGA